GGGCAAGUCAACUCUAUCCAGGGUUCGAGAUUGGAUUGAUUCUACCUGCCAAGGACAGUCUGGGCCAGGGGUAAUUCAACUCUAUUCACUGUUCUAGAUUGGAUUCCAGCGUGCCGGGUAGAGUAAUAAUAGAUGCUUACCCUGAGAGUUGUGCUUCACAAAUUCGUGCUGGCCAGGAAUUGUCCGACGACAGAUCACAACUGCUGUGGGGCCUACGAUAGAAGUAGUUCGUUCUCCUGUCACAGCCUAUCACCGGUGAUGCGCAUGCCCAGCAGCUGUGCUUUGGAAGUCGAACUGCCCAGUAUCAGACGACGAAUUGAAAACUUUCAAUGUUCCGGCUGCCCAUUACGUGCGUACAGUGAUUCGGUUGAUCAACCAGACGGCGCUUUCAUGAGUGCAAUAGGCUCUUCGUCGCACGAGCCUGUGACCACGAAUUCGUCGGUUCCCGACCGUCCGAUUGGUUCCCAGGAUACUGGCUGGGAAACAAGGGAGCCCGCCAGCUUAGUUCCGAGAAGGAGCGGGCAACACUGCAGACCCUUCUCCCCAAAUGUUGCGCAAUGUCAAGUUGCCCGGGGGUGGAGGAUGUGUGGGUGUGAGUGUGUGUGCGUUGGCGAGAAUGACGGCCCUGUAAAGGCAGGAAAACCGGAUCGAAUAGGAAGCUGGAAGGUCGGUGGCAACGGAGCUACCGGAACCCCCUGCAUGGAUUAUGUGUUACCGAAUUCGACCGUGGAGUUUCGUGGAAGCCGGGUUGUAUUUGCAUAAAAUUACAUCAAAACCAGCCAUGCAAGUUGUUGGGGGCAGGCAAUUGCAGAAGGACAUAGGAUUGCGUUGCGUCGACCUCAUGUGAUCCAACAACACGAUACACAUACCAUGAGACGGUACUGCACGAUACCUCGUCUCAAACAUCCCACGCAUAGUCAGGAGUGUUAGAUUGUUGGGAAUCGCGAAUUUGUACACCAUCACAGUUGAUACAGGAGAGCCCAUCAAACAUAGUUGAGGAACGUUCAUUCAGGCAAGCAAGCUCCCGGCCUUAUGCGUAUUCGAUGGCCGAAGACACGAUACUUGCUGCUUAGCUCGGGCUGCGAACACUUUUGGUCAUACGACAAUAUUAGUUUCUUGUCGCAAAUCAUUGACGACUGGCUGGUGAUCAACAACGUUCGGCUUG
Molecule: messenger RNA, 1165 nt
Organism: Pseudomassariella vexata
Lineage: Eukaryota; Fungi; Ascomycota; Sordariomycetes; Amphisphaeriales; Pseudomassariaceae
Exons: 1
Coding region: 133-762 (209 amino acids)
Source: RefSeq, a predicted model, not a curated record